Messenger RNA from Dioscorea cayenensis subsp. rotundata (Guinea yam), 748 nucleotides. RefSeq names its product histone H3.3. Gene Ontology annotation, molecular function: DNA binding; protein heterodimerization activity; structural constituent of chromatin. The record is from RefSeq and is a predicted model, not a curated record. Gene Ontology annotation, cellular component: nucleosome. The coding region runs from base 81 to 491 and encodes 136 amino acids. NCBI's taxonomy places the organism in Eukaryota, Viridiplantae, Streptophyta, Magnoliopsida, Dioscoreales, Dioscoreaceae. The transcript has 3 exons.
UCCUUUCUCGUUUGGGCUUCGUUCUCCAUCGUCUCUCGCGAAACCCUAACCCUAACCCUAGCGUCGGAUCAUCUCCUCCAAUGGCUCGUACCAAGCAAACCGCCCGCAAGUCCACCGGUGGGAAGGCGCCUCGCAAGCAGCUCGCUACCAAGGCGGCGAGGAAGUCGGCGCCGACCACCGGCGGUGUGAAGAAGCCUCACCGUUACCGCCCUGGAACCGUCGCGCUUCGUGAGAUAAGGAAAUACCAGAAGAGCACAGAGCUUCUGAUCAGAAAAUUGCCAUUCCAGAGGCUUGUUAGAGAAAUCGCCCAGGAUUUCAAGACUGAUCUCCGGUUCCAGAGCCACGCUGUGCUCGCACUACAGGAAGCAGCGGAAGCGUAUCUUGUGGGUCUCUUUGAGGACACCAACCUUUGCGCCAUUCACGCGAAGAGGGUGACGAUCAUGCCCAAAGAUAUCCAGCUCGCACGUCGGAUCAGAGGCGAGCGUGCUUGAUCACUCUUCUUCUUUUUCUCUUUGGCAUUUGACUUCUUAACCACUGCAUCUCUUCUGGAUUCCAUCGUGAACUUCUCUUUUUCUUUUCUUUUUUAACUCUAAAAUUUGGGAUUUUAGUGCAUUUUGUAUACAUGGUAUUGGGAUUAAUUCUUAUAUUUCGUGGUAUAAUUCGAGUGAUGAUUGCUUUGUGGAUUUAUGUUGGAUAGAUGGUUUAUGGUGGUUUGUUUUGUUGAUGAUUAACAAGCUUUUCUUAUGAA